Helianthus annuus (common sunflower) is the source of this 2629-nucleotide messenger RNA. RefSeq names its product probable methyltransferase PMT11. Gene Ontology annotation, cellular component: trans-Golgi network; cytoplasm; endosome. Bases 357 to 2381 code for a protein of 674 amino acids. The record is from RefSeq and is a predicted model, not a curated record. Lineage: Eukaryota; Viridiplantae; Streptophyta; Magnoliopsida; Asterales; Asteraceae. The transcript is spliced from 9 exons. Gene Ontology annotation, molecular function: methyltransferase activity.
CAUGAUUUUUUGUUGAACCAAUCUUGAUCUUGAUGUGAUACCGAUACACAACGCAACCGACGGAUUCAUUCGCGGUUCUCGUUCGUCUCCUCGAAAUCGCACACAGGAUUUAAGGUUGGUAGGCACAUGCUAUAUAUUAAUCUACACUUUCAGCCUUCGUGUAAGGCAAUUCAUUGUAUGUAGGCACACAAAUUUAUACACAAUAUUAUACAGCAACUAGAACCAAACACUUCACUGAAUUGCUGCCACAGUUCAAGCUGAAGAUAAUGCGUGUUCCCACACAGAUCUCCGUUGAUUAAAAUUCUAAAUCACAGAGGUUGCGGAUCAGAUCAGAUCUGGUGAAUUUGAUUGCAAAGAUGAAGGGAUUCAGUUGGUUAAAAUCGCCACUACUAGUUAAAACAGCCGGAUUUGCGUUCAUAGCCCUAGCUUUUUUCUAUUUAGGUAAGCAUUGGUCCGACGAUACUUAUCAGCAAUUGAUCUUUUUCAGUUCAAAUUCAGACCUAACUGCCAAAACUCCAAUUGUUUCAAUUUCACCAAAUUUCAACAAAACUUUUGAUGUCAAGUCGUUAAUAAACGAUACAAACGAAGUAGAAUCAGUAGCUGAUCACACGUUACCGGCGAUUCCACCGGCAGCAUUGGUUUCUCCGCCGCCACCACCGCCUCCGCCACCGCCGCCGCCGGCGGUGCAGAGGCUAGGGGUUGUGGAUGAGAAUGGAGUGAUGAGGGAUGAGUUUGAGGUGGGGGAGUAUGAUCCGGAUGUGGUGGAGAAUCGGAAUAAUGAAACGAAAGCGGCGGAGAGUGAUGAAGGGGUUAAGUUUAGAGUUCCUAAGUUUGAGACUUGUCCGGUGAGUAUGAGGGAGUAUAUACCGUGUUUGGAUAAUGUGGAGGCGAUUAAGGCGUUGGAAUCGACUGAGAAAGGGGAACGGUUUGAGCGGCAUUGUCCGGAGAAGGAUAAGGGGUUGAAUUGUUUGGUACCGGCGCCUAAAGGGUACAAAGCCCCAAUUCCUUGGCCGACGAGUCGCGAUGAGGUGUGGUUCAGUAACGUUCCACAUGCGCAGCUUGCUGAAUAUAAGGGUGGUCAGAACUGGAUUAAUGUAGACAAGGAUAAGUUUAAGUUUCCAGGAGGUGGUACACAGUUCAUUCAUGGGGCCGACAAGUAUUUGGAUCAGAUUUCACAGAUGGUUCCAGAGAUCACAUUUGGAAACCAUACGCGGGUUGCAUUAGAUGUUGGAUGUGGCGUGGCAAGUUUUGGUGCUUAUUUGUUUUCAAGAAACGUACUCACUAUGUCUGUAGCUCCAAAAGAUGUACAUGAGAACCAGAUUCAGUUUGCACUAGAGCGUGGUGUGCCUGCAAUGGUGGCAGCAUUUGCAACAAGGAGACUCUUAUACCCGAGCCAAGCUUUUGACUUAAUUCAUUGCUCGAGAUGUAGAGUCAACUGGACUCGUGAUGAUGGGAUUUUGCUACUUGAGGUCAACAGAUUGCUAAGAGCAGGAGGGUAUUUUGCCUGGGCAGCACAACCGGUUUACAAGCACGAACCACUGCUCGAAGAACAAUGGGAAGAGAUGGUUAACCUGACAACUCGUCUUUGCUGGAAUCUUGUGAAUAAAGAGGGAUAUAUUGCAAUAUGGCAAAAACCGCUUAAUAACAGUUGCUAUUUAAAUCGUGAAUCGGGGACCCUACCACCAUUGUGUGACGAGAAAGAUGACCCAAAUGAUGUUUGGUAUGUUGAUUUGAAGCCAUGUAUAUCUCGAUUGCCCGAGGAUGGAUCUGGAGCAAAUAUUACCGAUUGGCCCGAACGUCUGAAUAACCCACCUCCGAGGCUGCAAAGCAUACAACUUGAUGCAUAUGUAUCAAGAAAUGAUUUGUUUAAAGCGGAGUCUAAAUACUGGAAAGAAAUAAUAGAUAGCUAUGUACGAGCUUUACGUUGGGGUACUUUCAAGCUUAGAAAUGUGAUGGAUAUGAGAGCCGGAUAUGGAGGUUUUGCAGCAGCCUUAAUUGGCAAUCAACUAGAUUGUUGGGUUAUGAAUGUUGUUCCUGUUAGUGGUCCAAACACCUUGCCUGUCAUCUAUGAUCGUGGACUUCUAGGAGUUAUGCAUGAUUGGUGUGAGCCAUUCGAUACAUACCCAAGAACCUAUGAUCUCUUGCAUGCGGCUGGUCUCUUCUCUAUUGAGCAAAAAAGAUGCAACAUUACAAGCAUAAUGCUUGAGAUGGAUAGAAUUUUGAGACCCGGGGGGCGUGUAUACAUUCGUGAUUCAGUUUCAGUGAUGGGAGAACUUCAAGAAAUAGGGAGGGCGAUUGGGUGGCGUGUAGCGAUACGUGACACCGCGGAGGGCCCACACGCAAGUUAUAGAAUUUUGACGUGUGACAAAAACCUGCGAUAGUUAUAAUUCAUGGUAUGCGUAUUUGGAUUUUUAUUUAUAUUUAUAUUCUUCGAGAGCAAGCUGCUUCAUCUUUCUAUAUUUUCAAAGCAAAAAAACAGAGGAUAAAGGUUCAGGUUUUUAUUUGCUGGUUAAUUUUACAUUUUCUAUAGUUGUAAGUUGUAACAUGAUGAGGUUUUGUAUAUCAUAGUCAGAUACUGGUUACUAGUUUUAUUUAUGAUUACAUUAUGUGCAAGAUUCUUGAUUGUAAA